Molecule: messenger RNA, 1944 nt
Organism: Phasianus colchicus (ring-necked pheasant)
Lineage: Eukaryota; Metazoa; Chordata; Aves; Galliformes; Phasianidae
Source: RefSeq, a predicted model, not a curated record
AUGGCCCUGGUACUUCCUUCUCAUCCACAAGUCUCAGUGUCACUGCUUCUGCUGCUGUCCGUGCUCGGCUUGGCUGCAGGUGGGAAGCUGCUGGUGGUGCCUGUAGAUGGGAGCCAUUGGCUCAGCAUGCGGGAAGUGGUAGAAGGUCUGAGGCAGAAAGGACAUGAAAUAGUCAUUGUUGCUCCUGAAAUCAAUUUACAAAUAAAACCAUCAGGGAAUUUUAUUAUGAAAACCUACCCAGUCCCUUUCACACAGGAAGAGAUGGAUGGAUAUUUCCAGGCGUUUUUUAAGGAGGCAUUUGUGGAAGGAUCAUUUCUGGAAAGAUUUCAUAGAGUACGAGAAAGAUUGAAAGAACUCUUUGAUUUAGGCUGCAGAGCUUGUGAACACUUACUGAAAAACAAAGAACUUAUCAGAUAUCUUGAGGAGAGUAACUUUGAUGCUCUUUUUACGGAUCCUGCACUGCCCUGUGGAGCGAUAGUGGCUGAGCAUCUUUCCAUCCCUUCUGUGUAUUUACUGAGAGGAAUACCAUGUGGCUUAGAUAUUGAUGCCACUCAAUGUCCUAGUCCCCCUUCUUAUGUCCCCAGGUUAUUAACAGAUUAUACAGAUCACAUGAACUUCCUCCAGCGUGUGAAGAAUGUCAUCUUUGACACCUCCAAUCUUUUCCUUUGUGACUUCCUUUUUGAACCAUAUGAAAAACUGGCUUCUGAGUUCCUUCAGCAAGAUGUGACCAUGCUAGAUCUCUUUCAUAAGGCUUCUGUAUGGCUUCUGAGGUAUGACUUUGUGCUAGAUUAUCCAAGACCAUUGAUGCCCAACAUAAUUGUAGUUGGAGGAGUAAACUGUGCUCACAAGCAACUACCUCAGAGCUGCCCGGAGUUUCCUUCCUGUGCACACUCCCACAUUUCAUCAGGAAUGGCCCUGGUACUUCCUUCUCAUCCACAAGUCUCAGUGUCGCUGCUUCUGCUGCUGUCCGUGCUCGGCUUGGCUGCAGGUGGGAAGCUGCUGGUGGUGCCUGUAGAUGGGAGCCAUUGGCUCAGCAUGCGGGAAGUAUUAGACGGACUCAAGCAGAAAGGACAUGAAAUAGUUGUCGUAGCACCUGAAGUCAGUGUACACAUAAAGCCAACGAAUAAUUUUAUUAUGAAAAUGUACCCAGUCCCUUUCACACAGGAAGAGAUGGAUGUCAGUUUUCGGGAAUUUUCUAAGGAGGCGUUUGCAGAAGGAUCCUUUCUGGAAAGGCUUUCUACAAUUCGUCAACGUCUUCAAAGAAUGUCUGCCAUAUACCUGUCUACUUGUGAGCGUUUACUGUACAACAAAGAGCUCAUCAGAUAUCUUGAGGAGUCUGAAUUUGAUGCUCUGUUUACAGACCCAUUUUUACCUUGUGGGCAGAUACUGGCUGAGCAUCUUUCAAUCCCUUCUGUGUUUCUUUUACAGCAAAUACCAUGUGGCUUAGAUAUUGAUGCCACUCAAUGUCCCAACCCCCCUUCUUACGUCCCCAGAAUUUUCAGUGGCAAUUCAGACCACAUGAACUUUCUCCAGCGUGUAAAGAAUAUUCUUUUUGACAUCCCACAUUCUCUUCUUUGUCAUCUUCUCUUUCAACCGUACACAAAACUGGCUUCUGAGUUCCUUCAGCGGGAUGUGACUGUAUUAGAUCUCUUACGCAAGGCAUCUAUUUGGCUUGUACGAUUUGACUUUGUUUUCCAUUAUCCAAAACCAUUGAUGCCAAACAUGAUCAUAAUUGGAGGAAUAACCUGCACUCAUAAGAAGUUAUCUCAGUGCAGUCAGAAGAAAUGUGAAACAGUUGGCCCUGAAGGUGCAGGAACAGAUCUCCCAAUAAACAUCAGAGAGGAAAGGAAGGAGAUGGGUGCAGUAGUGUUCCGAAGGGAAGACAUGGAUGGACGUUACCUAAUGAGCAGGUCUCACGAAAAAUCACUCCAGAAUAAGUCUUAA